AUGCUCGAUCACAUUGCUUUUCACCAGAAGGAGUGGAGCACUUGCAAUCCCCAAAAACAUAAUAAAACACAGGAAAGACUUGUCAGAAUCGAAGCCAAACUUGACAAGUUGCUGGACCAGAAGGAAGCUUCAUCGACGAAUGCAAAUAUUCUUGAGUUUCAGACUAAACUGGAUCGGAUUGAAAACCUUCUGACAGGCCUGCAUAAUAAUGUGUCUAAGCGAGUCUCCAACGCUGUUAUAUCUCCUUUGUUCACGCGGAUCGGGUCUAGAUUAAUUUACGUCGAAAACGGAAUUAAAAAGUCCUGGGACGGUGCUGAAGAGACCUGCCGCGAGAUGGGAGGUCACCUGGCAACUAUUCAGAACGAAUCUGACUUAAACAGCAUCGAAAAAGAACUAGAGCUCCAUGGCGUCUACUGGCUGGGCAUCACAGACGUGGCCAAGGAGGGGGAGUAUGUGUCCGUGGCCACUGGCGAACCAGCACCCUUCUUGAAGUGGGAAGAAGAUCAACCAUUCACUUUAUCACACCAAUAUAACUGUGUGGAUAUUUACAAGGGCGAAAUGUACGAUACCGACUGUAGCAGAAGUCAAUAUUUUAUCUGUGAGGCUGUUGGAUAAGUGAAAUAAGUAAAGUUUUUUAUUUAUACAAAAGUCUCACUCAACCAUGAAAUACAACUUAAGUAAAAACAGUUUUUUAAAAAGUUAAAUAAAAUGUUGUGACUUGAGAUAUGCGAAGAAAAAUGAACCAAUUGUUAAAUUAUUAUGUUGUUUUUCAGCAUAAG
Molecule: messenger RNA, 779 nt
Organism: Drosophila rhopaloa
Lineage: Eukaryota; Metazoa; Arthropoda; Insecta; Diptera; Drosophilidae
Product: accessory gland protein Acp29AB-like
Exons: 1
Coding region: 1-615 (204 amino acids)
Biological process (GO): biological process involved in interspecies interaction between organisms
Cellular component (GO): external side of plasma membrane
Molecular function (GO): carbohydrate binding
Source: RefSeq, a predicted model, not a curated record